Rotaria sp. Silwood2 is the source of this 726-nucleotide messenger RNA. The record is from the annotation of a GenBank genome assembly. Lineage: Eukaryota; Metazoa; Rotifera; Eurotatoria; Philodinida; Philodinidae.
AUGAAUAUAGCAUCAGGUCUUGGCGCUUUUAAUAAAGAUAAAGUUGCCAAUAAAUUUGGUAUACAAUUAAAACCAAAAGAUGCAUCCCACAAAACAUCAAAUCCAUUACCAACAAAAACCGUGACAACUCCAGAAUUAUUGAAUGUGACAAAAAAUAAAACAAUUAGUGAUUUUCGUACAGACAAUAAUGCCAAUGGAUUUUUAUCGAAUACAAAUCGUAUUACUACAUCAAAGACAUCAGAAACAGCAAAAAAACCUACUGAACAAGCACCGACAAAAAAACCUACUGAGCAAACUACAACAAAGAAAUCCACUGAACAAUCUACAACAAAAAAAUCUUCUGAGCAAACCAUAACAAAAAAAUCUACUUCGGAACCUGUGAAUACAUCUGUAAAGAAUGACCAACCUCGUUCUUUAACCACAAAUGUUAAUCAUUCCACGAAGAAGUCAAAAGAAUCUUUAUCAACGAAAUCUCCUGAAGUAUCGAAAAAGUCUACUGUAUCAUCCACUGAACAAGCUGUUUCAUCAACAUCAUCUGUCAAACAACCCACUGCAGCACAGACAACGAAAUCUAAAAAUGAAGCUCAAGUUGAACAUCAAAAAGAUCAACCAUUAUACAAACGACAAUUAUCAAAAACAUUGGAGAAUACAUCACCAACAGUAAAUAAAAAUACAACAACAACAGCAACAACAGCAAAUGCAUCGACAACUUCAUUAAAAAGGUAA